AUGACAGCUGACCCCGGACGCACACACACCAACACACAACUGUGCGACGGACCCCUCCCUCCUCUCUCUUUCUCACCCCUCUCUCCCCUUUCCCUCCCCUUUCUCCACCUCUCUCUCCCCUUUCUCCCCCCUUUCUCCACCUCUCUCUCCCCUUUCUCCCCCUCUCUUUCCCCUUUCUCCCCCUCUCUCUCCCCUUUCUCCCCCUCUCUCUCCCCUUUCUCCCCCUUUCACUCCCCUUUCUCCCCCUCUCUCACCCCUUUCACUCCCCUUUCUCCCCCUCUCUCACCCCUUUCACUCCCCUUUCUCCCCCCUCUCUCUCCCCUUUCUCCCCCUCUCUCUCCCCUUUCUCCCCCUCUCUCCCCUUUCCCUCCUCUCUCCCCCCCUCUCUCCCCUCUCUCCCCACUCUCUCCUCUCCCUCCUCUCUCCCUCCUCUCUCUCUUCUCCUCUCCCUCCUCUCUCACUCCUCCCUCCCCUCUCCCUCCCCUUUCUCCCCCUCUCUCUCCCCUUUCUCCCCCUCUCUCCCCUUUCCCUCCUCUCCCCCCCCUCUCCCUCCCCUCUCUCCCCUCUCUCCCCACUCUCUCCUCUCCCUCCUUCUCUCCCUCCUCUCUCUCUUCUCCUCUCCCUCCUCUCUCACUCCUCCCUCCCCUCUCCCUCCCCUCUCUCCCCUCUCUCCCCUCUCUCUCCUCUCUCCCCUCUCCCCCCUCCCCCCUCCCUCUCGCGUCACUGAGAAGCCGAGGAUGUUUCUCUGGUUUGUUUAAAUGUUUACAUGUGUGUUUUAACAGCUCUUUAACCUUCGCCUCUUCAACCCCUCUUCACCCUCCUCCCCCUCCUCACCCCCUCCCCCUCCUCUUCCUCAUGUGCUGGUCGCGUGUCUACUGCGCAGGCGGCGCGCGCACCUCAGUGGAGUCGCACGCGGCGCUGACUGCAGCUGAGCUCGUGCGCUCCUGUGAAGAUGGACGGAGAAGGACAGGCGCCUGA
Molecule: messenger RNA, 978 nt
Organism: Knipowitschia caucasica
Lineage: Eukaryota; Metazoa; Chordata; Actinopteri; Gobiiformes; Gobiidae
Source: the annotation of a GenBank genome assembly